UCUGGAAGAGUGACGUAUGAACGGCCGAAACGAAAACGAAAGAAAAGCCUCUUGUGCCGUUGUUAUCUUCUAUCAUAACUGAAGAAUGGAGACAAACGGCCAAGUAAAUGGGCUUAAAUCUAAAAAGAAAGAUAAUGGAGACGGCAAGGAUAAUUUAUGGUCUGCAAUCUUAGAAGAAGUUCAGAAUCAAGGGAACACAAAAUUACCAUCUAAUAAGAAUGUAUUAGUUCUGGGUGAUAAUGAGACGGGUAAAACAACACUUAUAGCUAAAUUACAAGGUGUAGAAGACCCGAAGAAGGGUUCAGCUCUCGAAUAUGCGUAUAUAGAUGUAAGGGAUGAAUAUAGAGAUGACCACACAAGGCUAAGUGUAUGGGUAUUAGAUGGAGACCCAGGGCACAAAAAUUUGCUCAAAUUUGCAUUGAACACAGAAACAUUCCCGCACACACUAGUCAUCUUAACGGUGGCUAUGACCACACCUUGGGGUAUAAUGGACCAGCUCCACACCUGGGCUGCAGCGCUAGGUGAUCAUAUAGAAAAAUUAGGCCUCACACCAGAACAAAAGCAUCAGAGUAUAAAGCAGCAAGUUCAAAAAUGGCUCAGAUAUACUGAACCAGGGGAUGAGCUGGAACCAGCGUCUUCGCCAAUGAAGCGGUCUUCGCGGAACCUAUCAGAUGAUCUCGAUAGUGAUGACGAAGACAAUACCCUGCCUGAGAAGGUCCUUACCACCAACCUCGGUUUGGAUAUUGUUGUUGUGGUUACAAAGACUGACUACAUGAGCACACUAGAGAAAGAGCACGACUACCGGGACGAGCACUUCGACUUCAUGCAGCAGUGGAUCAGGCGAUUCUGUCUCCAAUAUGGCGCUGCCCUGUUCUACACAAGCGCUAAGGAAGAUAAGAAUUGUGACCUGCUCUACAAGUAUUUGACGCAUCGGAUAUAUGGCCUGCCCUUCCGCACGCCGGCACUUAUUGUGGAAAAGGAUGCGGUUCUCAUACCUGCUGGCUGGGAUAGUAUGAAGAAAAUUAGUAUAUUACAUGAAAACAUUCAGUCGUGCACACCGGAUGACUACUACAGAAAUAUCAUCGUACAACCCGCUACUAGGAAGAGCGGUGGUCUCCGAGAAGCGGAGAUAACGUCAGAGGAUGAGCAAACUUUCCUCCAACGACAACAGUCGGCGUUGUUAGCUGGAGCCGCUGCACCUCGUGCUGACUCCCCUCUUAGGACUGCGCAAAGGACCGCCGCGCAGCUUGACGGCACAAAAAUCGGUAUGGGCGGCGGUACGCCAGGCAACGAGGGUGUUCUAGCCAAUUUCUUUAACUCCCUGCUAUACAAGAAGACGGGCUCGCCCGGCGCACGCGCGGACGUUUCGCCGGGCGCAGUAUCGGCCGCUGCCAGGUCCGACGCCGCAGCGGAACUGGAUCGACUCACGCGCAACAAAAGACCACCGCCUACUGUCGAUCUUAACUCGUCCGAGUGCUAGUUACGCAGGUAGAGUGCGGCAAGUGUACUCAAGGAAGGCAGGGCGUUCGCGUCCCGCCGCUAUACAACACGACUUCCCGCUUACUCGAUACGAGAGGCUGUCAGCUAUUCUCCAUACUUCCAUAAAAGGUAUCUUAUUGAAGAAUGCUUAUCGUUUAGAGAGACGUAGAAAACUUAUACGAAUUCAACGGCUAGGAAUUUGAAAUGUUAUAUUCUAUACCACAAGCACGGCAGAUAUUUAAAAAUUUAGCCAUUUAGCCAUAAUCUCUAUUUUUCUUGAAAUUCGUCAGGAAGUCUUGGAAUAAUUCGAGCGGCUUACAGUGGAAUGGAAUAAAAAAUCCUAUUUAAUUCUGUGUAACACUUGUUCUUUGAUAUUAAGUAUUUAUUUAGGUAGCUUCACGUUCUAAGUUGAAUAAUGGUUUUAAGCACUGGCGACCGCUCACAUGAUACUUUAUGCGUGCCUAGCAUCUAGUACUGGACAAAAAAAAAAUUAACUGCUCAAACUACCAUGUGGGCGGCAAGCGAUUGUAAUUCUUGAGAUUAAUCGGUGGUUUUGUACUGUAUAUAUUAAGUUAGUUUAGUGAUCAAAUAAUACAUAAUUUAUUAAAUUUUUAUUUGUUGGGUAAUUUAGUAGAAAUAACUUAAACGAAAUGUGUCUGUUUAAUAAAUUAGAAUCCGCAAUUUGCAAUGUUUUAUUUUCUAUAAUAUUUUUUGUGAUAAAUGGUGCAGUACAAAACCAUAUCGAAUUCCGUAUGAUGUGAUCUUCUGUGAAGACUGAGUGACUUCAACUACAAUUUAUCAUAUAAUAUAGAGAAACUAAAUAGAAUUAUAUAUUUUUGUUAAUGGUAACAUUAACAGUUUUUUUUCUACAUUACUUUUUAAUUUAUGCAAUCAUAGAUUUGAUUCCAGUCGGUUUGCACCUAUCAUUGCCACCAGUGUAUUGGAGUCAGUGUGACUAUUGUAUCAAAGAUAAAUGUGUCUUUUAGACAUAUUUUGUUACUUUAUUUUACAGUAAAUGACUUAAUUCCAACUCUUUGAUAGUUACAUAUAUAUGAAGAUAUGAUUAAAUUGUAGUUAAAAUCAUUAAAAGGAUGUUUUGCACAAUGAAGUCACUAUUUGUACAAACCAUUUAGUUGCGUAUUACAAGUCUAUGGUUAGUUUGGUUCUCAUU
This is a messenger RNA of Pieris rapae (cabbage white), 2650 nucleotides long. RefSeq names its product cytoplasmic dynein 1 light intermediate chain 2 (gene Dlic). Gene Ontology annotation, biological process: microtubule cytoskeleton organization; microtubule-based movement. The transcript has 9 exons. The record is from RefSeq and is a predicted model, not a curated record. The coding region runs from base 86 to 1480 and encodes 464 amino acids. Gene Ontology annotation, cellular component: centrosome; cytoplasmic dynein complex. NCBI's taxonomy places the organism in Eukaryota, Metazoa, Arthropoda, Insecta, Lepidoptera, Pieridae. Gene Ontology annotation, molecular function: dynein heavy chain binding.